AAAGAUUUAAAAUAUGUCAAAAAUUUGGUUUCUAUUAUUUUUUUUUAAACGUGGAUUAUUACAAACGCUUGUAGAUAAAGUGCAAAGAGAGAUAAUCAAAAACAGGUACCUUGGCAACGUAACAAUUUAUUUCCAAUAUGAAGUAUCUUUUGAAAUUUAUUUAACUUCCACUUUAAACGAAUGGUCAAAUGUAAUUCACAUCACGAAUGGAAAUGAGUAUGAUGACGGAUCCAGAAUUCCGAGUGUAUAUUUUACACCUAGCAGUAACAGUGCAGAAAUUUGCUCAUCAGUAAACGGAAACAGUCGUUAUUGUUUUUAUACAAAAUCCUUACCACUAAUGGAAUGGACUAAGGUAACAAUAAAACAGUUUUUGAGUAAUGGUAACUACUUUUUUUCUAUCGAAAUUAAUGAUGAGAUCGUUCAUUCAGUGCAAAACACUAAAGUUGGCCUCUUUAAAAACGUUCUUGUUUAUGUCAGCAGUCCAUUGUGGAGUGCAACACCAGGAUACAUAAGAAACUUAUAUAUACUAACGCCUAAAGCAGACACCUACUCAUUUUAUAGAGGCUUAAGUGACAAUGCCACCUUGUCUAUGUCAGAUGUUACUAAAAUUGCUAAUACACUUAUUAUUAAAGCUGACGCAAUAGUUACUUAUAUGGAUCCUUCAAACGAGGCAUACGAUGUUGACGCAUGCAUCUUUACAUGCUUACAAAACGCUGAUUGUUAUUCUCUAAGUUAUUCUCAAGUUGGAAAUUUAUGCAUGUUAUUUAACUUAAAUAUCAGAUACAACCAAAAUCUUUUUACCAGUAAUAUAAAUUGGGACAGUUAUGUGUUAUAAGUUGAGACAAUUAUGCAUUAUUUGAUGUUUUUAUUAAAGAUUGUAACACAAUUGAAGAGUGUUUUCCUAAAUGUUUUUUCAACAUAUGGAUUCCUUACUGUAAAAAGUACAAAUCUUACUAUGUUAAAAUGAAUAAAACAAUUUUAGAUUAUUGAUAUUCA
Hydra vulgaris (swiftwater hydra) is the source of this 996-nucleotide messenger RNA. NCBI's taxonomy places the organism in Eukaryota, Metazoa, Cnidaria, Hydrozoa, Anthoathecata, Hydridae. The record is from RefSeq and is a predicted model, not a curated record.